Closterium sp. NIES-65 is the source of this 2148-nucleotide messenger RNA. The record is from the annotation of a GenBank genome assembly. NCBI's taxonomy places the organism in Eukaryota, Viridiplantae, Streptophyta, Zygnematophyceae, Desmidiales, Closteriaceae.
AUGGACGUGGACGUGGACGUGGACGUGGACGUGGACGUGGACGUGGAGGACGUGGACGUGGACGAAGACGUGGACGUGGAGGACGUGGACGUGGACAUGGACGUGAACGUGGACGUGGACGUGGAGGACUUGGACGUGGACGUGGACGUGGAGGACGUGGACGUGGACGUGGACGUGGAUGUGGAGAACGUGGACGUGGACAUGGACGUGAACGUGGACGUGAACGUGGACGUGGAGGACUUGGACGUGCACGUGGACGUGGACGUGGAGGACGUGGACAUGGACGUGGACGUGGACGUGGACGUGGAGAUGGUCGUGGACAUGGACAUGAACAUGGACAUGGACGUGGACGUGGACGUGGUCGUGGACGUAGACGUGGACGUGGACGUGGACGUGGUCGUGGACGUGGACGUGGUCGUGGACGUGGUCGUGGACGUGGACGUGGACGUGGACGUGGACGUGGACGUGGACGUGGACGUGGACGUGGACGUGGAGUGGACGUGGACGUGGACGUGGACGUGGACGUGGACGUGGACGUGGAGUGGACGUGGACGUGGACGUGGACGUGGAGGUGGACGUGGACGUGGAGGUGGACGUGGACGUGGACGUGGAGGUGGACGUGGACGUGGACGUGGACGUGGACGUGGACGUGGACAUGGACGUGGAGGUGGACGUGGAGGUGGACGUGGAGAACUUGGACAUGGACAUGGACUGGACGUGGACGUGGACGUGGACGUGGACGUGGACGUGGACGUAGACGUGGACGUGGACGUGGACGUGGACAUGGACGUGGACGUGGACGUGGACGUAGACGUGGACGUGGACGUAGACGUAGACGUGGACGUGCACGUGGACAUGGACGAGGACGUGGACGAGGACGUGGACGUGGAGGACGUGGACAUGGAUGUGGACGUGGACGUGGACGUAGAGAACUUGGACAUGGACAUGGACGUGAACGUGGACGUGGACGUGGACGUGGAGGACUUGGACGUGGACAUGGACGACGUGGACGUGGACAUGGAGGUGGACGUGGACGUGGACGUGGACGUGGACGUGGACGUGGACGUGGACGUGGAGGACGUGGACGUGGACGUGGACGUGGAGGACGUGGACGUGGACGUGGACGUGGAGGACUUGGACGUGGACGUGGACGUGGAGGACGUGGACGUGGACGUGGACGUGGACGUGGAGAACGUGGACGUGGACAUGGACGUGAACGUGGACGUGGACGUGGACAUGGAGGACUUGGACGUGCACGUGGACGUGGACGUGGAGGACGUGGACGUGGACGUGGACGUGGACGUGGACGUGGACAUGGUCGUGGACAUGGACAUGAACAUGGACAUGGACGUGGACGUGGACGUGGACGUGGUCGUGGACGUAGACGUGGACGUGGACGUGGACGUGGUCGUGGACGUGGACGUGGACGUGGACAUGGACGUGGACGUGGACGUGGACGUGGAGAUGGACGUGGACGUGGACGUGGAGAUGGACGUGGACGUGGACGUGGACGUGGACGUGGACGUGGAGUGGACGUGGACGUGGACGUGGACGUGGACGUGGACGUGGACGUGGACAUGGACGUGGACGUGGACGUGGACAUUGACGUGGACGUGGACGUUGACGUGGACGUCACAUGGACGUGGACGUGGACGUGACGUGGACGUGGACGUGGACGUGGACGUGGACAUGGACGUGGACGUGGACGUGGACAUGGAGGUGGACGUGGACGUGGACGUGGACAUGGACGUGGACGUGGACGUGGACGUGGACGUGGACGUGGAGGACGUGGACGUGGACGUGGACGUGGACGUGGACGUGGAGGACGUGGACGUGGACAUGGACGUGAACGUGGACGUGGACGUGGACGUGGAGGACUUGGACGUGGACGUGGACGUGGACGUGGAGGACGUGGACGUGGACGUGGACGUGGACGUGGAGAACGUGGAUGUGGACAUGGACGUGAACGUGGACGUGGACGUGGACGUGGAGGACUUGGACGUGGACGUGGACGUGGACGUGAACGUGGACGUGGACGUGGACGUGGAGGACUUGGACGUGGACGUGGACGUGGACAUGGACGUGGAGUUGACGUGGACGUGGACGUGGACGUGGACGUGGAGAACUUGGACGUGGACAUGGACGUGA